CAUGUGUUUUGUUUACGUUUGGCACAUUUGAGCUAAAGGGCGGCGUGUAUGCGUACAAACCGGCGUAUCAAUUAUUUUCACGUUUGUAUCGGUACCGUUUUCCCCAAGAAAAAUGGCUCUGUGGAAUCAAAGAAACCUGGAUCCGCCGGUAGUUUUGAAUGCCCCGUGUAAAUCGAAACACAUCAAGAGUCAAAUUUCCGCUCUAACCAAAACAAGUACCAGCAUGCUCAACUACUACUCUACGCUGAACACGUUUGAAAAGGCUGCCGCAUUCGAGACGCGCUUCGUCAAUCGCUUCAAGUUCCGUUUGCGUAAUAUGCACGGCUUUCAAGUUAUGCGACGUGUUAACCAGACGCUGAUCCGCAUCAAAAACCUGGACCUGGUGCAGGUUAUUAUGGAUUUGCACAGCUUCCUGCCCGAGUCGGAAUACAUCCCGCAGACGGUGAACUUGCCGGUACGAUCCAACCUGGAGUAUCUGCUGGUAAGAAUGCAAGGAUUGUGCAAGCUGCUGAUGCGUGUCGUCUACCUUACAAAGGAAGCCGCACGAUUCCACGUGAAGCAAAUAGUGAACAUGCAUCUGUACCCUACGUACGUGAUGUUUCUCGGCUUGAUGGGCGAGCUGUGGCUGUUCUCCCGCUCGGUAUGCAGACGAACGGUGCAGUUCUACGAUGAGCUGUAUCCGGCCCUGGAGAUUCUUCCCGAGACCAAGGUGAGCUGGUUGCCGGAGCAUUACCAGCUGCCGGUUAGCUUGGCGGCAUGGCUUGGCGAAGAGUAUGAGCGUGACAUUUUGCAAUGCGGCGACGCAAACGGUGCAACAUCUAGCAAUUGGCUGGGAUCGGAAGGGGAUGCAGACCUUUUCACCCUGCUUCAGCACAGCACGACGGAUGGGGAAGAGCAGUUGCUAUCGCGGAAACAGGAAACCGAGGCAGCCAACAAGAGUGUGGAGGAAGCGCUCACGGCGCCAUCGUUCAGUUCCGUACCGAAAGCGAUGCUACUGCAGAGCCUGCGCUCCGAUACCGGUGAGGUGGUGGAGAGGAAGGGACGGAAUGCACCUGCGACGCAAUUCGAUGCCAAACAGCUCGACCACAUACGCUCCAAGUUCCACGUGCAGCAGUUCCUGAAGCAGGAGCGAACCAAUCGCACCGACAGCCCGGCGAAAGCGCUGACAAAAGGGCUUUCGGAGCAGCAGUUUGGUGAUUUCAAUGUACGCUUGAUGAAGGAAUUCAACCGACUUUCAUCUGUGGAGUUUGUAAAGUUCUUCAAGGAACAGUUUCUACAGCUGGUUACAGAGGGCACGUGAGUGAAUCGUGUAUCGCUUUCAAUAAAGCAGAAACUUACAGCAUCCGUCUGCUGGUCUAUAUUCA
This is a messenger RNA of Anopheles coluzzii, 1364 nucleotides long. RefSeq lists its product as uncharacterized. Bases 113 to 1300 code for a protein of 395 amino acids. The transcript has 2 exons. Gene Ontology annotation, biological process: positive regulation of Notch signaling pathway. The record is from RefSeq and is a predicted model, not a curated record. Gene Ontology annotation, cellular component: nucleus. Lineage: Eukaryota; Metazoa; Arthropoda; Insecta; Diptera; Culicidae.